ACAGAAGAAGACUGUUCUGUGUAAGAUCACACUCCAGAUUAGAGAGGAUCCAACUGUCAGCUGCUCGUCGGCUUCCUAAACUCAUCUUCUCGCCUGAAGGAUCCGAAAAGCUCUUUACUCAUCAUCACACUGGAAGGAUAAUGGAAGGUAACAAAAAAGCGAACCCAAGUUCCAGAGACUUGAUCAGCACUUUACCAGAUGAUGUUCUCUGCUACAUCUUGUCCUUCCUCACGACAAAGGAGGCUGCUUUAACACAGGUUCUGUCAAAGCGAUGGUCGAAUCUUUUUCAACUGGUACCUAUCCUCGACUUUGACGACUCUCUGUUGCUAAACCGCAGAAUGGGUCGAGAGCAAACUAAGGUUUUCAUGGAGUUCGUGGAAAGGGUACUGUUUGCGCGAGUCAAGAACUCGUCUCCUGUGAAGAAAGCCUCUUUCAAGAUAAGUCAUUUAGAUCUUCAUGAAAGAUUUGAUCGCGUACCUCUGUGGGUAAAAAGAGUAAUGGAUCUUGGGGCCUCGGAACUUUGUCUAAGCUUUGGUGGUGACUUCAAGUACGUUAGCUUUGUUCUGCUGUACUGUGACCUUAAGAGCAAGGCACUUGUAAACCUAAGGAUCGGAAGAGUCUACCUCAUUCAUCAUGAUGGUACUUUUCCAGAUUCUGUUUCUCACACACUUACCACUCUCUUUCUUGACUCAGUUCAGUUUACUUAUGGUAAGCCUGGUUUCGAAGCUAUUCUAUCAGCUUUCCCUAACCUUCAGAACCUGAGGCUCCAUGAAUCCAAGGAGUGGUACUAUUGGGAUGGGUCUGUUUCAAGUCCAACGCUUAAGAGAUUUGUGUACAGACGUGAUGAUGAUACUUCUGGUCCUAAGCCUUGUGUUAAGUUUGAUACUCCGGGGCUUGCUUACUUGGAGUAUUCUGAUGUGGUUGCGGCUAAGUAUGAGAAUCUGCGUUUGGACAGCUUGGUUGAAGCUAGGCUUGAUCUUCUGUUGACUGCAGGUCAAAUCAUGCGCAAGAAUGCUCCAGAUAAUGUUGGUUUUGUUCCUGGUGAUGUUUCAACUUUGUUCAUGGGAAUCAGAAAUGUCAAGAUCCUCUGCUUAUCUCCAGAUGCUCUAGAUACGCUUUAUUACCGUGGUGGUGAAAUACCUGUGUUCAACAAUCUGAUUAGCUUGUCUCUGGGAAGUGAUAGACCUCAUGGCAGUCCAUACAUCUUCAAGAAACUGCUUCCAUCUCUUCUCCUCAAGGCGCCAAAUCUACAAACUCUAAUCAUCAAGGGUCUAGGGCAUUAUGUUAAAAAAGGAUGGGAGGUUGGGUGGCACCUACGUUUAUCUUUGGAUGAUAUGUAUGAUGCUCUGUCAUCAUCCGGAUUGAAGGUUCUGCAGAUCAAUGGGUAUGAAGGAACUGGUGAAGAACUUAGUCACAUGGAGUGUUUUUUGGGAACAUUACCGCAUCUUGAAAUGGUUAGGGUUACUCAUAAAGGAGUUGAUGAUGGAGAGAGACGUCGUCUGGUGAAUGAUCUUUUGUGUCUUACCAGAGCUUCCCCCAAAUGCAAGGUCCAAGUCAUGAAAGAAAGUGCUUGAUCACUUGUCUAAGUUUAUUAUGUAGUUCUGUGUAUAGAGAUGUGGGGGUUGUGUGCUUGUGCUGAGUUCUUUUGAAAAGUCUUUCCCUAUCACAAUGUCCUGUGAAGUAUUUGAAUUUUAGAGAAACAUUGAUGA
Brassica oleracea var. oleracea is the source of this 1709-nucleotide messenger RNA. Its product is annotated as F-box protein At3g59150. Gene Ontology annotation, molecular function: protein binding. The transcript is spliced from 4 exons. The coding region runs from base 141 to 1574 and encodes 477 amino acids. NCBI's taxonomy places the organism in Eukaryota, Viridiplantae, Streptophyta, Magnoliopsida, Brassicales, Brassicaceae. The record is from RefSeq and is a predicted model, not a curated record.